Molecule: messenger RNA, 2627 nt
Organism: Protobothrops mucrosquamatus (brown spotted pit viper)
Lineage: Eukaryota; Metazoa; Chordata; Lepidosauria; Squamata; Viperidae
Product: Y+L amino acid transporter 2
Exons: 10
Coding region: 225-1751 (508 amino acids)
Biological process (GO): amino acid transmembrane transport
Cellular component (GO): membrane
Molecular function (GO): L-amino acid transmembrane transporter activity
Source: RefSeq, a predicted model, not a curated record
AAGAGGGAAGAGAAAGAGCGAAGAGGCUAUUCAUAUUCAUAUCAGUUUCCACUCUGCAUCAGGCAGCUGUUUGUUCUGCUGCUUACUUAGAGUGAGAUCACUAUUCCAUUUCUGAAGUUACAGCAGCUUUCCCUCUAAAGUAAGGAAGAUAUCGUUCAUGGGUGAGCCUCCGUAUAACUCCUUUUUACCCUUACUGACUAAUUUCAGGUAAUGAUUAACUGAAGAUGACGGGUCCUUGGACAACAUGCUGUAAUAAAAAACACAAAUCCAAGAAUGAAUUACAGGACUUGGACUCAGUGGCAGAGAACAAGAAGGAAAAAAUGCAAAUGAAACAAGAAAUCACCUUGCUUAAUGGCAUUUCUUUAAUUGUAGGGAACAUGAUUGGAUCAGGAAUAUUUGUAUCACCCAAGGGUGUGCUGAUGUAUAGUGGCUCAUAUGGACUCGCACUUCUACUCUGGGCCCUUGGCGGGAUCUUCUCUUUGUUUGGAGCAUUGUGUUAUGCUGAACUGGGGACAUCCAUAAUUAAAUCAGGAGCAAGCUAUGCCUAUAUUCUAGAAGCUUUUGGAGGAUUUAUAGCAUUUAUCAGACUAUGGUCUUCCUUGUUGAUCAUUGAACCUACCACACAGGCAGUCAUAGCAAUUACUUUUGCUAAUUACAUUGUUCAGCCAAUAUUUCCAUUUUGUGAGCCACCCUAUGGAGCAGUUAGAUUGAUUGCAGCAGCCUGCAUCUGCUCCCUGACUUUUAUUAAUUGUGUCAAUGUGAAGUGGGGAACCCGAGUACAGGAUCUUUUCACCUAUGCAAAAGUGAUGGCUCUUAUCAUGGUCAUAGCUGUGGGCCUUUAUAAAAUUAGUCAAGGAAAAACUGAAAACCUUAAGGAACCAUUUGAAGGUUCCACAACAAAUGCAGGAUUUGUUGCACUUGCUCUUUAUUCUGCCCUCUUUUCCUACUCUGGAUGGGAUACAUUGAAUUUUGUCACUGAAGAAAUGAAAAACCCAGAAAGAAACCUUCCACUUUCCAUUGCCAUAUCAAUGCCUAUAGUGACUAUUAUUUACUUGCUGACCAAUGUGGCCUACUAUGUCGUGUUGGAUAUGUCUGCUCUCUUAACAAGUGAUGCCGUGGCUGUGACAUUUGGUAAUGAAGCUCUUAGCCAUGCUAAAUGGAUCAUUCCUAUUGCAGUGGCAAUGUCUUGUUAUGGAGGAUUAAACUCAUCAAUUAUUGCAGCGUCAAGACUUUUUUAUGUUGGAGCUAGAGAAGGACAUCUUCCUGAUAGCCUGAGCUUAAUUCAUAUAAAAUGUUUCACCCCUGUUCCUGCUCUUGUUUUUAAUGGUUUAAUGACUUUGGUUUAUCUCCUUGUGGAAGAUGUCUUUCUCCUGAUAUAUUACUACUGUUUCAGCUAUUGGUUCUUUGUUGGACUAUCCAUUGCAGGAUUAAUAUAUUUAAGGCAUAUCCAGCCAGAUAGACCAAGGCCCAUUAAACUCAGUCUCUUCUUUCCCAUUGUAUAUUGUAUAUGCACCGUUUUCCUUGUUAUAGUGCCUCUCUAUAGUGAUACAAUUAAUUCUGUUAUUGGAAUUGGCAUUGCACUCUCUGGAAUUCCUGCUUACUUUUUGGGAGUUUAUUUACCAGUAGAAAAGAGACCUCGGUAUCUUCAUUGGCUUUCUGCUACCACUACACAGUAUGUUCAGAAGUUAUUCUAUUGCUGUCUGACAGACAAGGACAUUGAAACAGAGUCAUUGGAAAUCAAAGCAAAGUAGACUUUUUGGGACAAUUACUACACAUAUAAAGUGGAUGUAUAAAAUUCAAACAGCUGGAAAUAUUCCUUUGUAGAACAAACCAAGAAAUAUAUAACUGUACUGGGCAACAUUUUGCAGGAUUUUUUCCAGACUACGUUACUUUAUCCACCUUUUCUUUAUUGUUAUCAAUUUGAGGAACUUCUUCAUGCCUGUUUCCUAUAUAACAAUUACAGAUUGAUAUUGUAUCAAGGCAAGCACUUAUAAUGUGCUAGGGAUUUAGAGUUUCCCGUAAAAGUGAUAUAGAUAACAACCAAAUAGGAAGGAAAAGUUAAAAUAAUGGCAGGAUGGAAGGUGUCCAAAUUAUUUGGUGGAUGAAUAUAACUAGUCUGCAUCAGUGGAGUUCAUCUUGUGUCACUGAGUCAAAGAAAUCCAUGAAGGGUAUCAGUGGAGACACUGUAUGUCUUUGUACUGGUGCCUAAUGUUUAGGUUCAAUAUUGAAACAUCUAAUGUUACUGUCACUGUAAUAGCACAGUGUGCCUUUUCUCCUUGGAGAAUAAUGUAAUAUAGAAAAAAAUAUAAUUAGUAGGGAAUCUUGCUGUUAGCAGCAUCUUCAGAAGAGAAAUGAGAGCUGUUGACAUAUCAGGAGUUCUAUUAGUGAUUCUGUAAAUAACAGUUGUGACUCCAGUAUCAGGCUGUCAGUGAGAACUAUGUAUGCCACACUAUCAUAUUUUCUUCUAAAACUUCAACUAUCUGUAAUAUUGUAAAAUACUGUAUGUGCAUGAAUCAAUCAACAUUUUUAUUUUCAUUCAGUCCAAAUGUUUUAUAUAUUUUUUAAAAAUGCAUGCUGUAUUGCUAGAUGACUGUCAAACUUACUUCAGUUUUGAAUAAACCUGAGUU